Coregonus clupeaformis (lake whitefish) is the source of this 2575-nucleotide messenger RNA. Its product is annotated as adenylosuccinate synthetase isozyme 2-like. Gene Ontology annotation, biological process: 'de novo' AMP biosynthetic process; IMP metabolic process. The transcript is spliced from 13 exons. The record is from RefSeq and is a predicted model, not a curated record. Gene Ontology annotation, molecular function: adenylosuccinate synthase activity; GTP binding. Lineage: Eukaryota; Metazoa; Chordata; Actinopteri; Salmoniformes; Salmonidae. Gene Ontology annotation, cellular component: cytoplasm. Bases 53 to 1465 code for a protein of 470 amino acids.
UUCCUUUGUGAGAAACCCGCUUAUUUCAUCUUCCGGGAACGCACAGAGCAGCAUGGCAGCAGACAGCACGAUGCCUAAUGGCCAAGAAACGGCCUCCUUGAACGGAGAGCCAGCUUUCAAGCGACUUCGGGAGAAUGGACAGGUCGAGUCCCUGCGGACUCCGAAGGAACCUCGGAAUAAAGUAACCGUGGUCCUCGGUGCGCAAUGGGGAGACGAGGGAAAGGGGAAAGUGGUUGACCUGCUAGCCAUGGACGCAGACAUAGUAUGCAGGUGUCAGGGAGGCAACAACGCAGGCCACACAGUGGUGGUGGACUCUGUGGAGUAUGACUUUCACCUGCUCCCCAGCGGAGUGCUCAACAAGAAGGCUGUCUCAUUUAUUGGGAACGGGGUUGUGAUACACCUGCCUGGGCUCUUUGAGGAGGCUGAAAAUAACCUGCAGAAAGGCAAAGGACUGCAAGGAUGGGAGGAGCGUUUAAAGAUUUCUGACCGUGCACACAUUGUGUUCAACUUCCACCAAGCUGUUGAUGGGAUCCAGGAACAACAGAGACAGCUACAGGCGGGAAAGAAUUUGGGAACCACCAAAAAGGGCAUUGGACCUGCCUAUUCUUCCAAAGCUGCUCGCAAUGGACUGAGAGUCUGUGACCUUGUGUCUGAUUUUACCGUCUUUGAGGAGAAGUUCCGUGUAUUGGCAGAGCAUUUUCUGACUAUGUACCCCAACCUCAAUGUUGACAUUGACAAUGAGCUGCAGCAACUGAAGGAGUAUGCUGAGAGGUUGCGUCCCCUUGUGACCGACGGGGUGUACUUCAUGCACAAGGCACUCACUGGGCCCAGCAAGAAGAUCCUGGUGGAGGGAGCCAAUGCAGCCCUCCUGGAUAUUGACUUUGGUACCUACCCAUUUGUGACGUCCUCUAACUGCACUGUUGGGGGAGUGUGCACUGGCCUAGGUGUGCCCCCGUCCUAUGUGGGGCGGGUGUAUGGUGUGGUCAAGGCCUACACCACCCGGGUAGGCGUUGGAGCUUUCCCCACUGAGCAGGACAAUGAGGUUGGCAACUUGUUGCAGUCCAGAGGGAGGGAGUUUGGUGUGACGACGGACAGACGGCGCCGCUGUGGCUGGCUGGACCUGAUUCUGGUCAGAUACGCCCACAUGGUCAAUGGCUUCACUGCCAUCGCUCUGAACAAGCUUGACAUCCUGGACACGCUGCCAGAGAUCAAAGUCGGUGUAGCCUACUCUGUUGAUGACGAGCCCCUUCCCAGUUUUCCUGCCAAUAUGGACGUGCUGACACGGGUGUCAGUGAAGUAUGAGACACUACCUGGAUGGUGCUGCAGCACUGAGGAUGUGAGGUGCUUUGAGGAGCUGCCCUCUCAGGCACAGAGCUACAUCCGCUUCAUCGAGGACUUCUUGCAAGUGCCAGUGAAAUGGGUUGGAGUUGGGAAAUCCAGAGAGAGUAUGAUCAAGCUGUUCUGAUCAGUUGGGGGUUUGGUAACUGAUGACCAAUUGGGUUUCUCGCCAUCACAACAGCUGCUUCAGACAAUAAUUAUGUUUUGUUGAUGAAUACUUUGACUAUAAACCUUGGGUUAAAGUCCCAAAGUCUGUUUUGCAGAAAAUAAAAACAUCACCAGCAACGUUGUUAGUGAAACUAAGUAACCUUUUGGGAGGUUCACUUUCACAUCAACUCUUCUGAACAGUAAUGUAUAACCUGCAUUCCAUAGCUUUCUUUUGUUCUGAUAUGACAGAAGACAUUAUUGGGAUAUUAUGGUGUUCGUCCUCCGUAGCUAAUGGACAGGGUUAAAACCUUAAACACCUGCAGUAACCAUCCCAGGCUUCCAUCAACCUUUUCAUUCCAUUUCAUUGAACUAGUAUAGUAAAACACGUUUUACAACUCAGUAGGAGUUCUUUUUUUCUUUUCUUUUUUUUUAAGCUGUAUUUUAAAAUGACCACACCUUGUAGUACAUUUUUUGCACAAUCUUUACUUAAAGGGAUACUUUGGGAUUUUGGCAAUGAGGCCCUUUAUCUACUUCCCCAGAGUCAGAUGACUAGUAUGCUAGCAAGUACCCAUAGACUUCCAGUCAUUGCGCCAACGCUAGUUAACACUGGCUCGUGAAACUACCUUUAACUUCCUUCAUACUGGACACAGAGACAUACAAAUGGUAUCAACUAGUUCAUCUGGCGAAGUAGAUAAAGGGCCUCAUUGCCAAAAUCCCAAAGUAUCCCUUUUAAGGGUUGUGAAACUAGACCAAUGUUUAGAGGCCUUGUAAUUAGGUCUUUCUAUGAGCUGGCAUGUUGUAUGAAUGAAUUAUAGGCAUGAUUUGAGAUGCAAAAGGGAUGCUGUCUUAAAGCCUUAGUUUCAUAUUGAUCAUUAAGAUCAAGAACUUGGGAUUGCACACGAACACUGGUUGGUGUUUAGAAAAUAAAUGUAGAAAACAAGGGAGGAACUCCACGUUAAUAAUGUAUAUACAAACUACACAAAUAUUUUCCAUAACAUUUCAUUCAGUGUAAUUAAAAAAGGAAACAGUAUGCUUCUUCUCACCUGUUACAACCCUAAAAUUAGCAAUAAAAUACUGUCAUUGCUAUUCU